ACAGCAAUGGGAGUGUCGGAUGACGCCGGAGCUUCGCUCACCGAAACGGUAGGCUUAAAGAGACAACAGCGAAGCCGGGCUAGUCUUUAGUGGGGAAUUAAAUCACUUUUCAAAGCAUAAAUAAAGGACCAUGUCGCGGCAUACUACAUAGGGGACUCGCACGCAGGUAUCCAGAGAAAGACGGACUAAACUUCUCACACCCAUUCCUGCUGGUUCUGUCUGAGUCUGCUUAUAGCAGUGUUAGAACAUGAAGAAUGUUCACGGUAUUAUCCAAGACUGACUUCAAGGAAACCAUGAGGAGCACAAGGGGACGUUCACUUGUUUGGUGCCACUAGCAGGAAUAGUGUAUGUCAGUGUUGAGGAGCGUGUGUGGGUGGAUGUGUGAGUGCGUGCGUGCGCGUCUGUAUGUGUGCGUAUGCUAGCAUAACCUGCCUGCUUCAGGCAGUGACAUGCUUCUUUAAGGGCAACUGCACAGUAAAGGAGUCCCAUCCACCAAAGGAUUAAUGCAAGGACGGCGCUUUCGGUGAUACUCACCACGUCUGCAGAAGACAUCGGUUUCUGCUCCUCAAAAGUCACCAGUAUAUAGAUACUUUUAAACCCCUUCACUCAUUUAGUCUUCUCGCCAUCGUCCCCACACAUUCCCUGGGGGUUGUUUUGAAACUUCUCUGUUUUGCAUGGCAGGGGAGUAACCGUGGAGAGGCCAGGGUAUCACAAGCUUAUGGAUUUUGAGAAGAGAGGUGGGAAGGGAGAGACAGAGGAAGGGAAAAGGAUGUCGAAAGCAACUGGUAGUAGGACUGUACAUGGAGGCCGGGCAACGGGGAGCAACUCUGGGGUCCUCAUGGUCGGUCCCAACUUCAGAGUUGGGAAAAAGAUCGGCUGUGGAAACUUCGGUGAACUGCGGCUGGGAAAAAAUCUGUACACAAACGAAUAUGUGGCCAUCAAAUUGGAGCCAAUCAAAUCCAGAGCGCCUCAACUCCAUUUGGAAUAUAGAUUUUAUAAACAGCUGGGAAAUUCAGAGGGAGUUCCUCAGGUCUUUUACUUUGGGCCUUGCGGGAAGUACAACGCUAUGGUUCUGGAACUGCUUGGGCCCAGUCUGGAGGACCUGUUUGACCUUUGCGACCGCACUUUCUCCCUCAAGACCGUCCUAAUGAUAGCUAUUCAACUGAUAACACGGAUGGAGUAUGUUCACACACGGAGCUUGAUAUAUCGAGACGUCAAGCCAGAGAAUUUUUUGGUGGGGCGGCCGGGGUCCAAGAGGCAGCACACCAUUCAUAUCAUCGACUUCGGGCUUGCCAAAGAAUACAUAGACCCCGAGACCAAAAAACACAUCCCAUACCGAGAGCAUAAGAGCCUGACUGGCACUGCCCGAUAUAUGAGUAUCAACACACAUUUGGGAAAAGAACAAAGCAGAAGGGACGACCUAGAAGCACUGGGCCAUAUGUUUAUGUACUUCCUAAGAGGCAGUUUGCCCUGGCAGGGCUUGAAGGCGGACACACUGAAAGAACGAUACCAGAAAAUUGGCGACACCAAGCGAGCUACACCGAUCGAAGUGCUAUGUGAAAGUUUCCCAGAGGAGAUGGCCACCUAUCUGAGAUAUGUGAGAAGACUGGACUUCUUUGAGAAACCAGAUUACGACUACCUGAGGAAGCUCUUCACAGACCUCUUCGACAGGAAUGGCUACGUCUUUGAUUACGAGUACGACUGGGUCGGCAAGCCUCUCCCGACACCUAUAGGCCCCAUCCCCACAGACACACCCCAGCCGAGCAGCAGAGACAAAGCACAACCGCAGACCAAAAACCAGUCACCUGAACUCAAAGGAAGUGAGUCCCAUCCCACUUCAGUGACCAAUAAGGAGACUCUGGGGUCGCAUCUCACGGGCGAGAGGCUGGGGGGCUCAGUGCAGGUCAUGAGCUCCACAAAUGGAGAGCUGAACACAGACGACCCAACCGCAGGACACUCCAAUGCUCCCAUCACUGCACCCGCUGAGGUAGAGGUGGCAGACGACACAAAGUGCUGUUGUUUUUUUAAGAGAAGAAAGAGGAAAGCUCUUCAAAGGCACAAGUGAAGCUCACUCUUUGAAAAGAACUUGAUACAUUCUGGUCACUGUUAAGUUUGAAAUGCAAGCAAAUACACAGAUCUCUCUCUCUUUCUCUGUCUUUCUGUCUAUAUCUCUCUUUCUGUUCCCAUCACACUUUCUUUCAUAGAUGCUUCACCACUUAAUGGAGUGCAAAGGAAUGUUGUUGACUGUCCAACAGACUCUGGUUCCUUCAAAAAAAAAAAAAAGAGAAUGAAGAUAUAUGAUACAAGAUGUGUAAAAAGAAAAGAAAGAAAUCACACAUAAACAUUCAAAAAGAUUAAAAGAACAUGAUGAUAUGAGAGUAAUUGAUUAUAUAAGAACCCCAGUGGUGUGAACUAAAAAAAGAUGCUGUUUGACACGGUGUAUACUAGAUUCCAUGCAGAGCAUUUAUUGUUCAUUGAUCAGGGGAUGAAACAUCAGUGAACGGAUGAUUGUGAUUUAAGUUUUCUUAGAAAUAAUUCUUAUUUGUGACAAAAGCCUGAGGGCAGGAGUCGCCUCUGCACUGGGAAUGAACCCCACCAAAUUACAAAUAGCAGGACACAUUUCAUCUCAACCAGACUCUGGAGUCUUUUUUUCCUGUAAUUAAAUUUUUUGAUUUUUGUUGACAGGAAUCUCUGGGUUGUAAAGCAGUUGUUGUGUCCUGGAAAUGCUUUCUUUUUGUCCUUUUUUGUCUUUUUUUUUUUUUUUUUUUUUUUUUUAAAUAGAAAUUCUUCCAUUUUUUUCUGUCAUUGUGGACUCUGUAACACAGUUACUGGCCUCAGGUACUGUGGGCGAUGGAGAGACAAAUGGAUAUUAUUCUCUUGUCAUUGUUGUUAUUGCACUUUUGGGAAAAAAAGAACACAACACAGUGGGCUUGCAAUGAAACGACGAGAAAAGCGUCAGACAAUAUAAACUGAUGUUGGAGCGCUCCCACACAGGGCUGAUUUCUGUUCAAGGACCGUUAAAGGAAAAGAAGAAAAAUGUACUUCUGUUUUAUUUCUCACAUCAAAGUUUAUUUACCAGGAAAUCAUAGUUUGUGCCUUUCCAAGUAAAAUGUUUAAAAUCUAA
This is a messenger RNA of Ctenopharyngodon idella (grass carp), 3124 nucleotides long. It is a transcript of the gene csnk1g2b, whose product is annotated as casein kinase 1, gamma 2b. Gene Ontology annotation, biological process: peptidyl-serine phosphorylation; endocytosis; positive regulation of canonical Wnt signaling pathway. The transcript has 12 exons. Gene Ontology annotation, cellular component: plasma membrane; nucleus; cytoplasm. Gene Ontology annotation, molecular function: ATP binding; protein serine/threonine kinase activity. The record is from RefSeq and is a predicted model, not a curated record. NCBI's taxonomy places the organism in Eukaryota, Metazoa, Chordata, Actinopteri, Cypriniformes, Xenocyprididae. The coding region runs from base 719 to 2065 and encodes 448 amino acids.